AUGGCUGCCAACAAUGCAAGUGGAAGCUCCCGGGCCAAUACCGGCGCUCACCAGGAAUACAACAAUGUUUCCGCGACCCAGAAGAUGAUGUCCGCUACGUGGGGAAGUUUGCUAACCUCCCUACUCGUGACGCCCCUCGAUGUUGUUCGUGUUCGCCUGCAAUCCCAAAUUCCCGUCCUCCGGGCUUCGCCAGAUAUUAUUCCCGCUCCUCUUUUCGGGGGACUUCCUCCAAACUUGGGUGUGACGGCCUGCUGUCGAGAAGUGUUCUGGGUUGGGAACAAUGCCCAAUUUUGCAUGGUGGGACCAAAUGGUGCCGCACUCAGCAGUCCGCCUAUUGAUGGGGCUGCUGGCUGUGCAGUUGAGGAAACUCAGCGAAGGACAUUCACCUCUACCUUCGACGGACUUCGCAAAAUUGCCAGGAAUGAAGGCGCAUUGUCACUAUGGCGGGGCCUCAGUCCAACCCUAGUGAUGGCCAUCCCGGCAAACGUUAUUUAUUUCACCGGCUACGACUGGUUACGCUUCGAUAAGAGAAGUCCUGUCAAUAGAACCUUCAAUGACACGUACGCUCCGCUCGCUGCAGGCGGGAUAGCAAGGAUAGCGGCCGCGUCGGUAAUAAGUCCGAUUGAAAUGUUUCGGACACGAUUGCAAGCCACGUCGGGGACGGGAACGAACCACUUCAAAGCCACGCUCCGCCAGCUACAUCAAAUGACGCAGACGCAGGGUUAUAGCUCACUAUGGCGGGGGCUCACCCUUACCAUGUGGCGUGACGUGCCUUUCUCCGCCUUGUACUGGUGGGGAUACGAAACCGUGAAGGCCAUCCUCACCGAUCUGCGAUUGAAAACGAUUCCAGCCGCCUUCGCCGCAGACACUCAUCAGCACCUCCACGGCGGUCGACACGCCGCGCCUUCGGACCCACACCAAGACCACACCAUGACAUUCCUCGACAGCUUCAUUGCAGGCGCCACAUCCGGCGCCCUCGCAGCCCUCAUCACCACCCCCUUUGACGUUGGCAAGACUCGCCAACAGGUAUUCCUACACUGUGGCGACGAGCCGGGUUCCAAAUCAGCACGGACAACACAAACAAAACUCACAACCAGCACCUCCUUCACCACCUCCUCUUUCUCCAAAUUUGCAUCUGCAUCCUCAUCCUCGUCGCCAUCGUCAGCAUCAUCUUUGUCUCAUAUCCAUCCAGAGCAAUUAUCCACGCCCCGCUUCCUCCUGCACAUCCUCAAAGUUGAAGGGGUAUCGGGUCUUUUCCGCGGCUGGGCGGCACGGUGUCUCAAAGUUGCGCCUGCGUGCGCCAUUAUGAUUUCCAGCUACGAGGUUGGGAAAAAGAUGGCGGGGAAGGUUAAUGAGCACCAGCACCAGCACCACCAUCAGCCCCAGCCCCAGCAUCGGCGUCAUGGUGGUUCGGACGAGGACGGCGACCGAGUAUGA
Histoplasma capsulatum G186AR is the source of this 1437-nucleotide messenger RNA. RefSeq names its product membrane transporter. The transcript has 2 exons. NCBI's taxonomy places the organism in Eukaryota, Fungi, Ascomycota, Eurotiomycetes, Onygenales, Ajellomycetaceae. The record is from RefSeq and is a predicted model, not a curated record. The coding region runs from base 1 to 1437 and encodes 478 amino acids. Gene Ontology annotation, biological process: mitochondrial transmembrane transport.